This is a messenger RNA of Knipowitschia caucasica, 1494 nucleotides long. The record is from the annotation of a GenBank genome assembly. Lineage: Eukaryota; Metazoa; Chordata; Actinopteri; Gobiiformes; Gobiidae.
AUGGCGGACGCCGGGGUGCUGGAGGGUCUCUUACGGCUUCUGGAGAAGGCUGACGAUGGUGUGGACAGCGUGGAGGCCGCGGCCGGGCUCGGGGUGGACCACCAGGUGGUGGUGGGAGCCGUGAAGAGCCUUCAGUCUCUGGGAGACAUGAUUUCAGCAGAGCUGCGCUCCUCAAAGCACUGGGAGCUGACAGGAGAAGGCAGUGAGAUCGCUGAACAAGGCAGCCAUGAAGCACGUGUGUUUGGCUCUGUCCCACAGGAGGGACUUGCACAGAGUGAACUUAUGAAAUUAUCCUUUGGAAAAAUUGGUUUCAGUAAAGCCAUGUCCAACAAGUGGAUCAAGGUGGAUAAGGCACACGAGGGGGGUCCCCGGGUUUUCAGAGCUAUGGACAGUGUUGUGGACCAGGUCAGAGAAAGGUUGUUGCUGGUACAACAAGGCAAUGGUUCUGAACUCGACGAAAAGGAAAAAAACGAACUGAAGAAGCGAAAACUGCUGUCAGAAUUGACUGUAAAGUCUUACUGGAUCACAAGGGGAAACUCCUUCAGCACCACCAUCACCAAACAGGAAGCAGAGCUGACACCAGAGAUGAUUGCUUCAGGUAGCUGGAAGGAAAAGAAAUUUAAGCCAUACAAUUUUGAAGCCAUGGGAGUCGCCCCGGACAGUGGCCACCUACACCCGCUCAUGAAAGUGCGCACACAGUUCAGACAGAUCUUCCUGGAGAUGGGCUUUACAGAGAUGCCCACAAAUAACUUUAUUGAGAGCUCCUUCUGGAACUUUGACUCUUUGUUCCAGCCACAGCAGCACCCGGCUCGAGACCAACACGACACCUUCUUCCUGUCUGACCCAGCCCUGGCUCACGAGUUCCCAAAGGACUACCUGGAGAGAGUGAAGCGGGUCCACUCAGAAGGAGGCUACGGUUCACAAGGGUACAAGUGCGAUUGGAAGAUUGAGGAGGCUCAGAAGAACAUCCUCCGCACCCACACCACGGCGGUCAGCGCGCGCAUGCUGUACAAACUCGCACAACAGGACAAGUUCACACCCGUAAAAUACUUCUCCAUUGACCGUGUUUUCCGUAAUGAGACUCUGGACGCCACUCAUUUGGCAGAGUUCCAUCAGAUCGAGGGGGUGGUGGCGGACUACGGCCUCACACUGGGAGACCUCAUGGGCAUCCUGCACCAGUUCUUCACUAAACUAGGAAUUACUAAACUACGCUUUAAGCCGGCAUACAACCCUUACACAGAACCGAGUAUGGAAAUAUUCAGCUAUCAUGAAGGUCUGAAUAAAUGGGUGGAGGUGGGUAACUCUGGGGUCUUCAGGCCGGAGAUGCUGCUUCCCAUGGGGCUGCCAGAGGACGUGUCUGUGAUCGCGUGGGGUCUGUCUCUGGAAAGACCAACGAUGAUCAAGUACGGCAUCAACAACAUCCGCGAGCUGGUGGGACACAAGGUGAACCUGCAGAUGGUGUACGACAGCCCCCUCUGCAGACUGGACUCAUGA